Molecule: messenger RNA, 429 nt
Organism: Penaeus chinensis
Lineage: Eukaryota; Metazoa; Arthropoda; Malacostraca; Decapoda; Penaeidae
Product: pro-resilin-like
Exons: 3
Coding region: 18-380 (120 amino acids)
Cellular component (GO): extracellular matrix
Source: RefSeq, a predicted model, not a curated record
CUUCCAAAGUCACAAACAUGUCUUUCAGGACCGCCGUUUUCCUCGCCCUGAUGGUAGGCACAUUUGCUGAAUCUGGCCCAGGAUACAGUCCUCCUGACCCAUCUUACCACGCCCCUGCACCAGCUCCCUCGGGACCAGCACAGUACGACUUCAACUAUGCUGUGCAAGAUAACAUCGGAAACGACUUCGGUCACCAAGAAAGCCGAAAUGGAUAUGACACUCAGGGUACCUACUACGUCCAGCUCCCCGACGGCCGUCUGCAGAAGGUAACCUACACUGUGAACGGCGACUCCGGCUUCAUAGCUGAUGUUGCCUACCAGGGAGAGGCCCAGUAUCCUGCCCAAUCCUACCAACCUGCUCCCACCCCUGCAUACGGCUAAUUUCACCAUUGGGAUCAAUAAAAUUUUCAGUUUUAUUUCACUUUUUUAU